Molecule: messenger RNA, 1674 nt
Organism: Coffea eugenioides
Lineage: Eukaryota; Viridiplantae; Streptophyta; Magnoliopsida; Gentianales; Rubiaceae
Product: cytochrome P450 CYP82D47-like
Exons: 2
Coding region: 1-1590 (529 amino acids)
Biological process (GO): defense response to other organism
Molecular function (GO): iron ion binding; monooxygenase activity; heme binding
Source: RefSeq, a predicted model, not a curated record
AUGACGGACUGGACUUUCCCGUACCUAAAUGCUGCUAUUGUUGGACUGCUUGCUUUCUCCUUCUUCAUUGUCCACUUUUUCUUCAAGAAAGAUGCCAAAAAACAUGGUUUGGUACCACCAGAAGCAGGUGGUGCAUGGCCUAUUAUUGGCCACCUUCACCUCUUAGGAAGAGGUCCAGAAAAGCUUCCCCACAUAACCUUGGCAGCCCUGGCCGAUAAAUAUGGACCGGCAUUCACUAUCAGGCUAGGAGUGCAUAAAACCCUUAUUAUAAGCAGCUGGGAACUAGCAAAGGAAAUAUUCACCACCCAUGACUUAGCUGCAGCAGGGCGUCCGAAUUAUUUAGCAGGUAAACUCCUAAAUUAUGACAACGCCGCUUUGGGAUUCGCUCCUUACGGUGCUUAUUGGCGAGAAAUACGUAAGCUAACUGCCACCGAACUACUCUCCACUAAACGCCUUGAGCUCCUCAAGCACCUCAGAGUUUCUGAAACUGAGAUUUCCACAAGAAAUCUUUACAAUCUCUGGAAUUCUUCAACAGGCUCAGGCCCUGUUCUGGUGGAAAUGAAGCAGUGGUUUGCGGACUUAACUCUAAACGUGAUCCUUAGGAUGGUUGUGGGUAAAAGGUUCUUUGGGGCAGUAGAUGUUAGCACGGAGGAAGAAGCAAGGUUGUGCCAAAAUGUGAUGAGGGAAUUCUUUCAUUUAACUGGGCUGUUUGUACUGGCAGACUCUGUUCCUUAUCUGAGAUGGUUGGAUUGGGGAGGGUAUGAAAAGAAAAUGAGAGUAAAUGCUCGAGAGAUGGAUCAGCUAGCCAACCGAUGGUUGAAAGAACAUCGUCAAAAGAAACAGUCAGGGGAGGCCACUAGUGAUCACCGGGACUUCAUGGACGUCAUGCUGUCACUCAAGGAAGCUGCAGCUAUUGCCGCUGUUGGUGGUUACGAUGCUGAUACUAUCACCAAAGCCACUUGCACAAUUUUGAUUUCUGGUGGGAGUGACACCACUUUAGUUGCGCUAAUAUGGACACUGUCUUUGAUAAUGAACAACCCUCAAGUCUUGAAGAAGGCUCAAGAAGAACUAGAUCUGCAGGUUGGCAAGGCGAGGCGAGUUUCAGAGUCAGACAUUAGUAAUUUGGUCUACCUCCAAGCUAUCAUCAAAGAAGCACUACGACUAUAUCCACCUGAGCCAUUGGGGGGCGCUAGAGAAUUGAGGGAAGACUGUAUUGUAGGUGGUUAUCAUAUCCCCAAAGGCACACGAGUAAUCCUGAACAUAAGGAAAAUCCAGCGAGAUCCCAACGUGUGGCAUGAUGAUCCAUUGGAAUUUAGGCCGGAGAGAUUCCUCACCACUCAUAAGCCUAUUGAUGCAAAAGGAUAUCACUUUGAGUUGAUCCCGUUUGGUGGUGGUAGAAGAAUUUGCCCCGGCAUUAAUUUUGGGCUACAGAUGUUACACCUUGUCUUGCCUAAUUUGCUGCAUGCUUUUGAACUGUCAACUCCUUCGAAUGAACCGGUUGACAUGACUGAGAGCGCCGGAUUGUCAAACAUGAAAGCCACUCCGCUCCAACUCCUUGUUGCUCCGCGCCUGCCUCAUCAUCUUUACUAGCAACUCAGCAUGGGAAGAUUCAACCAAUGUUCUCUAGUGCUAGUGCUUGAAAUGUUUAUUGAGGAAUCGAAUAAUGAAAAUGGA